Hemibagrus wyckioides is the source of this 1117-nucleotide messenger RNA. RefSeq names its product germ cell-specific gene 1-like protein. The transcript has 5 exons. Gene Ontology annotation, cellular component: plasma membrane. Lineage: Eukaryota; Metazoa; Chordata; Actinopteri; Siluriformes; Bagridae. The coding region runs from base 69 to 986 and encodes 305 amino acids. The record is from RefSeq and is a predicted model, not a curated record.
UGUUUGAAGAGAGGAAUCGUUCAGUCACAGGACAUAUAAUAUCAAUUGACUCAAGCCAGAAGGAAGCCAUGAAACUUCAGCAAGGUUCGAGAGCCACACUGGCUUUCACGUUAAACUGCUUAGCCUUCGCCUUGGCUGUUUCUGCUGUAACAACCAGCUUCUGGUGUUCCGGGACCAGGAAGGUAGUGAAGCCCUUGUGCACAGGCCAAGCAAAAAUCAAGCAGGACUACUGCAUCCACUUCAAUAGCUCUGAUGUGAACAACACACGUCUGGUGCAGUAUAUUUACGAGACUGGAGAGGAAAAGUUCAUACUGAAAAAAUUCCACACAGGUAUUUGGUUCACUUGUGAGCAGGCUGUUGAUCUAGUGGGAUUCACCUGUAGAGCAUUUUUAGAGAUUGCACCUGAUCAUGAAAGAGGGGUGUUAUGGCUCUGCAUUAUUGGUGAGUGUUUGUACGUCACUUUGCUGUUUAUUGGAGUCUCACUUAUGGCGAUGGAUAUGAGUCACUGCUGUAACAGGAUGAACCGACUCAAGCUGAACGCUUUUGCAGCUCUGUUCACUGCACUUUCAGGUCUGUUUGGCAUGGUAGCACAUAUGAUGUUCACUACAGCCUUUCAGCUUGCUGUCAUUUUGGGUCCAGAAGACUGGAAACCCAAAACCUGGGACUACAGCUGGUCUUAUCUUUUGGCCUGGGUUUCCUUCGCUACCUGCAUGGCCUCAGCUGUCACUACUCUCAACCACUACACCAAAACCAUGAUCCAAUUCAAGUUCAAGCGGAAGAACAUUGAAAACAGCUUGGAGCUCCUGGGACUGCAUAUGCCUGUAGGAUUAUGGGAUACAUAUCUGAGCUCAGGCCUUGAUCCUACUGACCAGUACAUGUCCAUUGAAGUGAAUGGCUCCAGUUUACUUUAUUCUUUAUCCCAAGACACUGCCACACUGCACUCACUGUGUGAAGAAUACUACAAAGGCCAAGUGUACAGUCACUGAAGUUCUACUUUUUCCCCUGGUGGAAAGUAACAAGUAACAGUACUUGAGGAGACGUUUCACUGUAUAUAAUAUUUCAGGGUAUGUUCGCUGACUGUGUAUUUUUAAAAUAAAAUAUUUAACUGAUGAUGAAU